CAAGCAGUAACGUUAAGACAGUUGAGGUGAGUGGAUGACCGAGGCUGAACGAUGGCCACAGUCAGGCGUCAUGAAGCCGAGACGAAGAAGAGAAGAACCAGCAGUAGCCCUAGGAACACACCUGAAGAACAAGACAAAGAGCAAGCAAGGCAGGACACCCAUCGGAGCGGUGGUAGCACCACCAGCCGUGGGGGCCUGAGCACAGUCUGCGAGGAGCCCGCCUCCACCACGGAUGAGGACCAACACAGGGACAGCCAACGAGCUAAGUACCUGGCCAGCCUACAUGUACGACCGGUCCCCCUGGCUGCCUCGGUUCACCCACACCACUAUCACCACCAGGCCCUUCACCAUCACCAUCAUCACUCCCCGCCAUACCUCAUUGACCCUACCAACGGAUGGGCGACCCUAGACCCCCGUUAUGUACAUGCCAUGGAUGGACGUCUUAGUUUCCACCCACCCAUUCCUGUAGACGCAAGGACGCAUGAGGGACGCUAUCACUUUGACACACCGAUCCACCACCCGCUGCAUGGGCAUGCAUCGGGCAGCAGUCCUUCUCUCUCCGAUGUCUCGUUGAUUCGGCUGACCCCCCAGAGGGGGUCUACAGACUCCCCCAGCUACCCUCUCUACAUGCAGCACUAUGUGGACCAGUUUAGGGGCAGUCCUGCCAUGUCUGCGCUGUCGCAUGCACGGGGAAUCAGCCCCAGCGGCUCCUAUGGCGAGGGCGCCAUUCCGCCCAGCCAUCCCAGCAGCAUGCCCUACCACAGCCAUCUCAGUCAGCACAGUCUCAUUGCUCCGGAGUUCCUCAGUGGCCCGCCCAGCACAGCCGGGAGUAUCGAACACCCGGCGCUAGAUGUGGGAUCCAUUGAAGGUUCCCGUUUUUCCACCCCGCGUCCCAGCGAUCGCCGCAGCCGCAAGAGGGCGCUGUCCAUCUCCCCUCUCUCCGGCGAGUGCCUGGACAUCAACGCCAUGAUCCGUACCUCGCCCAACUCCCUGGUGGCUUACAUCAACAGCUCCCGCAGCUCUUCCAGUGCCAGCGGGUCCUACGGCCACCUCUCUGCUGGGGCUGUGAGUCCACUGAGCUGGCACCCCUCUGCAACGCCAAUAGCGCACCUGCAGCAGCUCCAGCAGCAGCUGAUGAGACAGAGGUCCGGCAUAGGAAAUCCUUUCAUGCCGUCUGGCAUCCCGCCCCCGUCAGCAGCCGUACAGCAUCAUCCGGCGAUGGCUACCCUGCUUGCCCGCGCCCACCCCCACCCCCACCCAUCGGGUAACGCUAACGAGGAACCCACAAUGCCAGCGAUGACGGUUGACGUGAUCGGCAAACACGGCAUACGGACUGGAGCAGAUAAAAAUUCCACGGACUCAUCCCAGGAGGGACACAGCCCUCAGAAGCUCCUAGAACCCAACAACAACAACCUGGUGACCAGCAGCCUGGAUCCCGCCGACAGAAACCACAGGCAUGACGCCUCUCCAAAUAUAGUCUCCUCCACCUGUCACGUCGACAACAAGAAGGCGUCACCGGGCGGGUACAGGGGAGGGUCGGAGAGGCACGGCAAGGAGGCUGGGGUCGGGGUGGAGGAUGGCACCAAGGGACUGAUAGAGGAGGACAUACCAGUGGUGACGGAUUGCGAGUGGAAUGACUGCCAAGCUCGAUACGACACCCUGGAGCAGCUGGUGCAGCACAUCCUGAAUGAUCACAUCCACAACGAGCGGAAAGAGUUUGUCUGUCGGUGGCGGGGCUGCAUCCGGGAGGAGAAGCCGUUCAAGGCUCAGUACAUGCUGGUGGUCCACAUGAGACGACACACCGGGGAGAAACCCCAUCAGUGCACGUUUGAGGGUUGUAAGAAGGCGUACUCGCGUCUGGAGAACCUCAAGACUCACCUGCGGUCCCACACCGGAGAGAGGCCUUACGUCUGUGAGUUCCAGGGGUGCACCAAGGCUUUCUCCAAUGCAUCCGACAGAGCUAAGCACCAAAACCGAACACAUUCCAAUGCCAAACCCUACGUGUGUAAGAUCCCAGGCUGCACCAAGCGUUACACGGACCCCAGCUCCCUACGCAAGCACGUCAAGACGGUGCACGGUCCCGACGCCCACGUCACCAAGAAGCAGCGCGGGGACAAACACGACCAGACGCCGGGCGGGGCCGGGGAGGGCCAGACUAGGGACCAGCAGCCCGGCUCGGUCAAGUCUGAGAGCGCCGAGAGUGUGGACGGCAGCGUGGUCAGUGUGGGUCGUCGUAAUGACCGACCGCCCAGCCUGCCUCCCUCUGACUUGCACAUUGACGUGGUGCAUGACAGCCCGGCGACUGAAUGCCUGACGCUGCAACACGAGUACAGCUGCUCCCCGCACAACGACAGCGGCGUGGAGAUGACCAUUCGGGGAAGCCUGACGGAUCUGACCGCCAUCGAAGACGAUAAGAUCCAGGAUGACCACAUCAGCUCCAACAUGGGUCCGUCCAGUCACGGACGGCGCGGCGGUGGGGGGCGGACCAGAGGGUCCGCGCUGACCACCCUGCCGUCCCAGACGGUACGGCCCGUCAGUCCGUUGGUCUGUAAGCCGUCACGGCAGAAACUGAAGGUGAACGCGCCGGCAGUGAAUCGAUUGGCACAGAAGGUCAAGACAGCACAGGGGUUACCGCAACUGCCGCAGAUCAAUACAAGAAGAGGGGCUAUCAUCAAUACCUCCAGCGAGUUCAAGCCCAAAGAUCGCAUCAUCGUCAAGCUGCAAGCUGAGGAGAUGGGUCGUUGUGACAGCAGCCAGUCGUUCCUCGGUUCUAUGGAUAACCUCGGCAUGCGACGCGGCAGCAACGGCAGCACCGUCAGCUCCUACUACAGCAGCCGACGGUCCUCUGAGGCUUCGCCAUUCCCUCUCAGCCAAUUCUCAAGCCGACGGUCCAGCGAAGCCAGUACCUACUUGUCCUCUCGGAGGGCGUCGGGCGCCAGCUCGCAGUAUUCAAACAGGCUCGGGGCCACCAGCUCCACCUAUGACCCCAUCUCCCCUGGGUCGUCUCGUCGCUCGAGCGGAGCCAUGAGUGGCAUGAGCGGACCCACAGGCCUCCCCGGGUUAACUCUGCAAGAGCAGCGACGCCUACAGGCUAAGUAUGAUCAGGUGACCGGACAGCACAAUUCCUGGGGCGAGGAGAGGUUUGCUCCCUCCCCGCUACCCGGGUACAACGGGAAUCGACACAGCAGCUUUCCCUGUCGUACCCCGUUACCCCACGAGGUACCCGGUGUGGGGAUCCGGAGGGCUAGCGACCCGGUCCAACAGAGACAGCAGGAACCCGUCUUGUACCGCUUCAACAGCCUGAACAACAUCAACCCGUUGCCCGUACCCCAGAGCAUGACCAGCUUGAAGCAGCAGCACCAGCAGCAGCAGCAGCAGCGAUCGCGCCCCAUGGAAAUGCCGCCGGUGAUUAACAACCAAUGGCAAGAUAUGGCCGGGGAUAACUCCAUGGUUCCGCACGGAGGCACGAUGGAUAUGAUCGACGAAAACCCAACUGGCGACAUGAUGCCCAUGGAGAAGGACAUGUACCAACCGAUGAUGCCACCCACUCAGAACCAAGGCUACAACAACGGGUACCCUGAACCCAAAAUGAUGAACAGUGGUUACGGGGACGGCAACGAAAUGCUGCAGCCAGGAUUAGGGAACGUGAACGGUCAGUAUCAGAGGAACCAAAUGCAGAUGACUGAAGCGCAGUAUAUUCAGCUGCAACAUCAGCGGCAACAGCAGCAACAGCAGCAGCAAGCGUACCAAAACUCACUGCCCAAUUCCAUGGAGAUGUCACCACGAUGUAACCAGGUCAGCAGCACGGUAGACAAUCCCUACGACCAGCAAGCAAUCCCCCAGAUGGAGUGCGACGACCCGAUGGCCACAGGACUGGCCGCCCUGUCCGCCGACGGCUUGGACAAUGUCCAGCCGCUCAUCCCCAACCUGGUCAGCCCCACGGACCUAAUGAACGGCAUUGGCUGCGACAGUCCAAUGGUGCCCAACAUGAACCCUGUCUCCAAUAUGGUCGUCAACGACAUGUCUUCCAUGCUGACGUCGCUGGCCGAGGAGAAUAGGUACUUGAAUAUGAUGAGCUAAGAGUUCCAAGCGUGGAGUGAACCACCACAAAUACCCCCAUCAACGGUGCAAAAGACGGGUGUUCUGAUGUUGCAGGAUACUUGACAACUUUUUUCAGUAUAUCGUGCCAGCAUUGGUCUUGUAUCAGUAUUCAUGCAGAAUCAGUGUGCUGUUUAUGUAUUCAGUAUAACGGCCUCUCGGGCCAAACACAUUUGGCGAUGGCAUUCUAGGCCUCUAUUAACUCUAACCAUACAGCUAGGCUCUAACAGUCCUGGAUCCUGCAGUUGUUAUAACCGCUAGUCAUUAAGGGUUAAAGAGCUCAAGAUUAGUUUUAUUGCUCUGAUCUUUUCCCUGCUUGGACAAUGUGCCCCAGCGCUUGUUUGCAAAAUUAGCGCAGUGCGCGUAUUUUACUUCAGUUCUUAUCUUAUUACCCUAACCCUCCAGGGUAUCUUGGCUAGAAACCCUGCCAAAGACAGCAUUAUGCGACACUUGUCUAAAUGACAAGCCUGCCCAGUGUAGCAAGAUCCAUCAGGUAAAAAGUCUCAAGACCAACUUGCCUCAGAGUUGGUGGUUACGGAAUGUAGCAGGAUACAGCUGUGGCAUUGUUCAAUGGGAUUAGCUCUCAGUGUCUCAGAAGCAGCUGUUUAUGCA
Patiria miniata (bat star) is the source of this 4710-nucleotide messenger RNA. Its product is annotated as zinc finger protein GLI2-like. Gene Ontology annotation, biological process: regulation of transcription by RNA polymerase II; smoothened signaling pathway. Lineage: Eukaryota; Metazoa; Echinodermata; Asteroidea; Valvatida; Asterinidae. The record is from RefSeq and is a predicted model, not a curated record. Gene Ontology annotation, molecular function: DNA-binding transcription factor activity, RNA polymerase II-specific; zinc ion binding; RNA polymerase II cis-regulatory region sequence-specific DNA binding. Gene Ontology annotation, cellular component: nucleus.